AUGAUACGCAGCUCAAAGGACCCCUUGUGCGACGCAAACGACGUGCAUUCAGUGGAAACCCCCUUAGGCAUUGAGAAAAAGAAUUCGCUUCACAUUUUUGGGACACACAGAGAGCAGUCCGAUAGCAAGAAGAAGCGAGUCCAGUGCAGGGCCCUACAAGGGGAUGGGCAGUACAAGAAAGAAAUUUUUCGCAAAAUGAAGGAUUUUUACAAACAUGAGGAGACUAGUUUGUGUUGCGAUAGGAGCCCAGCUAGGGGCUCUAACCAUGUUCAGGAAAGCCCCAGAGGGGCAAAUCCGAGUGACGAAAAAAUGAGAGGGGAAGAAGCAAAGGCGAAAAAUGGAUCGGCAGAUGAAAACAUGGAAACAAAUAUAGCAAAACCUUUCAGCAAGAAAAGGAAGACGCUGUUACACGAAAUGGCAUAUGUCCCAUCGGAGAGUAAUUCAAAAAGGAAACGCGAAGUUGGAAAGGGAACGGAUGGAGAAGGAUCCAUUAAAAGUGACCACAAUGAGCGGGAUGAUAAGACGUUUUCACAUGAAGAAGUUAACCGCAGAGAAGACCUUCCUAUGGGUAAUUUAGUUCAAAGGGAAGACAAAGCGGAUGAUUCAAAGGAGGUAGUAGAACAAAAUCGGAGAGAAGCUGAUCCUGCUGUUAACAGGAGAAUUGAUACUUCCGCCCCUUUGAAUGAGCAUGUAGAAGGGAAGCAUAAUAAAGGGAAAAACGAACUAAACGGCGGCUGUACCAUUGGGGAAGACAAAACAAAUGCUCAAAUUAGUUUUGAUGGAGAGAUAACUGCUCCUUAUGGGAAUGAUAAGGAUGCCUUAUGUGACGUCUACUCCAACAAUUUAGAGGUAGGAAGUGAGAAGAAGCGUGGGGACCAUAGCUCCUCACUGAAAAGACGACGCAGUUCUGUAACAUCAGAUAAGAAAAAUGGAAAAAAUCCAAGAAAUGUGUCAGCCACUGUGGAUUCUUAUGAUAAUCAAAGGGAAAAUAUGCCCAAUAAGCGUAGUCACUAUUCUGGUGAAGAUAAAACGAGUACCGACACUGUAAGCUGUGAGGAGGAAAUGAAUGACAAAACGGAGUCCAAACGGAAGGGGGGUUCAAACAUAGGUGGUACUAAUGGAAGAAGUGAAGCCACUUUCAGAAAGGCACUUAAACGUGUGUUCAACGGAAGCAACAGUAUCGUUAAAAAUAGUAUUGUCGAGAAAAAGAAAAAGAUUAAGAGCAUUCACAACGAGAUUUUGAGCCUCAUUAGUGCAGAUAGCUUUGCAAGCAAAGGAGAGCUGAUGAACUGCGGAGUGAACUCUCUACGCAGAAAGGAUGUAACAGUUGAUGAGGGAGGUCAGCAGUUAAACACAGGAGUGAAUGAAAAAGAGGGAAAAGGGGUAGAAGCACAGAUAGACAACCACAUUGGUUCGCUAGCAGAGUAUCAGCUUAUCAGCCCGUCUGAAGAAAGGCUCAUUUUGGAAGAGUACAAAUUGGUUUACUGCGAUGAAAAGGGAUCUCUCAAAAAAGGGGUACACGAAGUGGAAUACGAAAAGGAUUGCGGUGUGCAGAGCGAAGUAGCUGAAUAUCACAAAAUGGAUAAGUCUAUCGAGGGGAGCAGGAAGGGAUACAGAUCAACAAAUGGAGGUCAAAAUUGUCCUUUGGAAACAUCUUUUUUAUGUAAUGCCGAGUUGGUGGAAAAGGGACCAAAUCGUGUGAAGAUCCCUCAGAAGGGAGAUAUUUACAAGGAAAAUCCCCCACGCGGAGGGAGAAUCCCCUGUAAACCACAACCACGGAGCGGCCUGCUAAAAAAGGUAAAGCUAAUAUACGAGAGGGAAAAAAAAACAUUGGAGAUAAAUCGAAAAUAUCUAAAUAAGUAUGGUUACUUUAAAGUAAUAUUGAGCACAUACACUAGAAAUGAUCUGCUUCACAUGAACGAGCAUGGCGUUGACUUUGACCUGUCAAGGAUUUUGUUCUCACAUGACAUCAUAAAGAAAAUUAACCGAGUGAACUUCAAGACGGUUAUAAAAGCUCUGGACUUUUACGGCUAUCUAUACGACAAUACAUUUUUAAAAAGGCUAUCUAAUAAGGUCACUAUAAACGAAUGGUUAUGUAAUGCUAUUUUUUUUCAAAAAAUAUUUACAAGGAAGGUACUAAAUGUGGGAAUAUUCUUCGACCUUGUGUAUCAUUUCUUGUAUUUGAAUCCUGCUUUUAUUGAUUUUUUCUUUAGCAAAAAUGGUGGGAAAUUUGUAAAAAAAUUUUCUCUAUAUGACAGAUAUAAGGCGCUCAGAUUGGUGAACAAGAUUGUUGCUCAGUUGAAGAUUAUUAGGCCGUCCACCGACUCGGUGGUGAAAUUUCUGUUUGGAUUUUUUUCAAAUAAAACGGAUGGGGGAGAAGCAAAAAGGGGUGGUAGGAAAAGGACAGCUUUACAUGGGGGUGAACCCAGAAAAAAGGACAACUCGGCGGAUGUGACGGUGGAAGAAUGGAUGCCCCUCAUUAACCAAAGUAACCAUUCAGUGAGUAAUCCUAUAAAGAGGAAGCCCAAAGGAGGGAAGGAAAAUUCCCACGUGUAUAUAAAAAAUACCAAGUUUAAAAAAACAGGGCUACGAAAUAUUUUAAACAAAAUUUGGGAAAAGACGGAUUUGUACGUAAAGGAGGAAGUCUACUAUGGGAACAACUUUACAGUUAGGAAAAGAUUAAGGGAAGAUGUGACUCAUCAUUUGAACAUGCUGAACAAUCUUUUGUUUGAUUCGAAUGACACGAUGAGUACGUGUGGGUCUUAUUCAUUUGGGGACGAUCAGGAGGAUGGGGAUGUGUGUUACAGCUUUGACAAAUCAGGCGAAAUUAACUUUGGCAUUAACGAGAAAAUUAGUGAAUCGUUUCACCAGAGCAGGUACCAUCAUGGGGGUGACCAGGAUGGUGGUGAUAACUCAGACGAUGGUGAUAAUAUAGACGGGGGUGAUCAUGUAGACGGGGAUGAUAAUACAGACGGGGGUGAUAAUGUAGAUGGUGGUGAGAACGUGAUUAGCUGCGACGAGAGGAGAGCCACCAAAACGUUUCAUUCACUGGACUGCGUGCCGAACGUAUCCUUCGAUUUGUUCUCCCAGGAGGGGGACUCCUUCCAAAGGGGAGAUUCCUACCUAACGCUCUGUUUCAAGGAGGAAGAAAAAUGUGACACGGAGAAAUAUGUUAAGGACCUCACCUACCUAGGAAUAAGAGUUAGCUCGAAGGAAAACAAAAUAAACUACUACAACUGUUUUGACGUGAAUUUGAAGGUGUACUUGGAGGGUUGUCUCCUGGCUGAUGUGAAAUAUAAUAUCUCCAAGGAGGGUGAUUAUAUGUCUGCUUUUUUUCCCGUGUGGCCGCACAACCCUGAUUACUUUGGGUACCAAAUUGGGACGAACAUAAAAAAGGAGAUCAACAAAAUGAAAAAAACUUUUGCAAUGAAGGAAAGAGGGGAUGUGGAAAAAAAAUCGACCGGAAUUGUCCAUAACAGAAUGAAGAGUAAAGCAACAAUAUGUGGUGAAUAUGGCACCACUCGUGCAAUGCGCGAAAAAAAGAAGAAAAGGUUCCUUUUUGCUAAGUUGUACAGUGGGCCCAGUACUGCUAAGAAGAACGCACACAGAAGAGACAGCCAAGAGUGGAAGGAAGAGAAGAUUCGAAAUGUGGAUCAAAUGAAAAUAAAGGAUUGCUGUUUUGUGUUGAGUGUAAAAAUAUACCCCCUGCGCACAUUAGCAUUGUACAUUCUGUAUAAUGCCUUAUACGAAGAUAACAACACAAAGCUUGUUGAGUUGUAUUCUAGUAGCUUAAACAAAGAAACGAAGGAAUGGCUCCUCCUCUUUCUUCUUCCCAACUUUGUAAACAAAUGUAUACAUAAAGUUACAUACCCCCUAAAAUUGACAAAAAAUAUUUUCUCCGAAUCGAAUGAAUUUUAUGAAGACUUCUUCUCCAAUGAAUAUUUAAAAAUUAAUGAUAUCGAGAAAAUUAUUAUAUACACAAAAAAUAACAGCGAGGACGAUAUGGAAAUAUGUCCCUUUUCCUUCUGCUACUUAUGGUUAAAAUGUACCAGGCAUAAAAUUGAUAGAUGGAUUAGCUCCAAAAUAAAUGAAGUUCUUUUUACAUUUCCCUUUGCGAAUUUUCUGCUCAGUAAAUAUUUUUCCAAUUUUAUUUUAUUCAUUCAGUUGUUCCAUACCUGCUUGGAUAUAGAUCACAUGUAUCUGUGUAAGUCCCACUUUUACGUUUCUCUGAAGCAUAAUUUGUCCUUCAUGCACGAGUCGCUGGUGAACGUUCUGUUUUCCCCUCCGCAGAGGUGGUAA
Plasmodium coatneyi is the source of this 4299-nucleotide messenger RNA. RefSeq lists its product as uncharacterized. Lineage: Eukaryota; Apicomplexa; Aconoidasida; Haemosporida; Plasmodiidae. The transcript has 2 exons. The coding region runs from base 1 to 4299 and encodes 1432 amino acids. The record is from RefSeq and is a predicted model, not a curated record.